Aspergillus glaucus CBS 516.65 is the source of this 3234-nucleotide messenger RNA. Its product is annotated as leucine--tRNA ligase NAM2. Gene Ontology annotation, cellular component: mitochondrion. NCBI's taxonomy places the organism in Eukaryota, Fungi, Ascomycota, Eurotiomycetes, Eurotiales, Aspergillaceae. The record is from RefSeq and is a predicted model, not a curated record. The transcript has 3 exons. The coding region runs from base 50 to 2965 and encodes 971 amino acids. Gene Ontology annotation, biological process: leucyl-tRNA aminoacylation; mitochondrial translation. Gene Ontology annotation, molecular function: ATP binding; leucine-tRNA ligase activity; aminoacyl-tRNA deacylase activity.
CUCGAUCUCGACAUUCAGUUAUGAGACAAUGAAGUGAUAUCCAGUCAACAUGCUCUCCCUUUUACGACUACGACAAAACCCAACCUGCGCCCUCGCACAGGGCCGCAGACUCACCACCACCAUCUCCCCGAAACCCUUCAUCCGACUCGCAACAACCUCGACCUCCUCACUCCCCCGAAAACUAGACCUUCUCGCCCUCGAUCGAAAAUGGCAAGAAAAAUGGCAGCGACAACAGCAACAACUACCUCCUCAAACCGGUGACAACGAGGGCAAACCGAAAUCCUACAUCCUCUCCAUGUUCCCCUACCCCUCCGGAACCCUGCACAUGGGCCACCUCCGCGUCUACACGAUCUCCGACGUCCUAGCACGCUUCUACCGCAUGCGCGGACACGAUGUCCUCCAUCCAAUGGGCUGGGAUGCAUUCGGGUUACCGGCAGAAAAUGCAGCAAUAGAGAGGGGCGUUGAUCCGGCAGAGUGGACAAAGGACAAUAUCGAAAGGAUGAAGGAGCAGUUGAGGAGUAUUUCGACGACUUUUGAUUGGGAUCGUGAAUUGGCGACUUGUGCGCCGGAGUUUUAUGAGCAUACGCAGCGGAUUUUCCUGAUGUUGUAUCAGAAGGGGUUGGCGUAUCAGGCUGAGGCAUUGGUUAAUUAUGAUCCGGUUGAUAAGACUGUUUUGGCGAAUGAGCAGGUCGAUGCAAAUGGUUUCUCAUGGCGGUCCGGCGCAAAAGUCGAGCAGCUCAAAUUGAAACAAUGGUUCUUCCGCAUUACUGCGUUCAAAGAAGCUUUGUUGAAAGAUCUGGAUUCGUUGUCUGGUGGCUGGCCCGAACGAGUCUUGUCCAUGCAGCGCAACUGGCUUGGGAAAUCGGAUGGUGCUAAGGUCAAAUUCCCGGUUACUGUCAACGAUGUCCAAUCAGGUGUUAAUGUGUUUACCACCCGGCCCGAUACGUUGUAUGGUGUCGAAUACUUGGCUCUCUCGCUGAACCAUCCUAUCGUUCAGCAGGCGGCUGAGACGGAUGAAGGACUACGCAAGUUCUUGGAUGAAGCGGCGUCGCUGCCGUCUGAUUCCAAGGCUGGUUACAAGCUACAUAACGUCUGGGCAUCGCACCCGCUGCAUAUCAUCGACAAGGAGAGUGAACAUAUCGCCCGGAAACUUCCAGUUUUCGUGGCUCCGUAUGUCCUCGGUGAUUACGGCGAGGGUGCUGUUAUGGGUGUUCCGGGGCACGACUCUAGAGACCUAGCCUUCUUCAAGGAGAACGUGAACCCGGAGUUCAUUCCACAAGUUAUUGGCGCGGAGGCGCAAGCCGCGCCGGCGGACACGGGCGUCCUCCCCGCCGCGGACGCCAAGGCUUUCACGCACGAAGGCUACUUGACUUCCCGCUGCUGGAAAUAUCAGGGCCUGCAUUCGCAGGAAGCAAAGAAGCAAAUCGUCACCGAUCUCAACGCCGUCGGGCACGGCGAAGUAGUCGAGCAAUGGCGGCUGCGCGACUGGUUGAUCAGUCGACAGCGCUACUGGGGUGCUCCGAUCCCCAUCAUCCACUGCGAUAGUUGCGGUGCGGUGCCGGUGCCAGAUGACCAGCUACCGGUGCAACUGCCCAAGCUCGAAGGCGACUGGCUCAAGGGGAAGAAGGGUAAUCCGCUCGAGUCGUCAGAGGAAUGGAAGCGCACUGAAUGCCCUAGUUGCGGACAGCCUGCGACCCGCGACACUGACACGAUGGACACAUUUGUCGACUCGUCGUGGUACUAUCUGCGGUUUUUGGAUGCGGCGAAUAAGGAGCAGCCGUUUUCGCCGGCAUCUGUUAGACCGGUAGACGUCUACAUUGGCGGUGUUGAACAUGCCAUCCUGCAUCUUUUGUAUGCCCGUUUCAUCUACAAAUUCCUUGCACAGUCUGAGUUGUUCCCUGAGAUCGCACGGAAUAGUGAUAUGCUGAAAGCGCCGCCGGAGCCGUUCCAGACGCUUUUGUCUCAGGGAAUGGUUCACGGAAAGACAUAUUCGGACCCGUCGACUGGUCGAUUCCUGCACCCGUCCGAAGUGGAUUUUAGCGGUGGUCCUGACAAGCCUGUUAUCAAGGACACCCAAGCCACGCCCCAGGUAUCGUUCGAAAAAAUGUCCAAGAGCAAGCACAAUGGUGUAGAUCCCACUGCAUGUGCACACCGGUAUGGAGCCGAUGCGACACGUGCGCAUGUGUUAUUCGCAGCGCCGGUGAGCGAGGUUCUUGAGUGGGAUGAGGCGAAGAUCGUGGGUAUCGAGCGGUGGUUCGGUCGGGUGUGGAAGCUGGUGCUGGAUGUGCGGGAGCAAUUGAAUAAAUCGGAGUACCGGGUUUCCGAGGCGGGACUGCGUGCCGACCACGCGAUACAGUUGCCGUUGCUGCCGUCGCUGAGUGAUGCUGAUGCGGAUGCCGUGCUCGCCACGCAUCGGGCCAUCACUUCAGUCACACAGUGCGUUGAGCGCAACCCGUACGGACUGAACACAGUGAUUUCGGAUCUGAUCAAAUUAACCAAUUCGCUGUCCUCCUCUUCGAAUCUCUCCCCUCUGACCCUGUACCUUUGCGCCUCCUCCCUACUCCGUCUCCUGGCACCAAUUGUGCCAGCCUUGUCCUCGGAGGGAUGGGAAGUUCUUCAUGAAGCAGUCCUCGAGCGUCAACCCGAGACACCCGCCCCAGCCAUCUUCGCUGCGCCCUGGCCGACACCUCUCCUCACCGCGGAACAAGCAGACACCCUGUCCGCGCGCGGGGGCCAAACCGUCGCUGUCCAGGUAAACGGCAAGAUGCGCUUCACGGCAACCAUUCCGCGACGACUGUCACCCACGACGGAGAAGCCGGAUGUGCAGGAGGAGCAGGAUUGGGUGGUGAGUCGAAUUCUGGAGACGGAUGAGGGACGGGUAUGGUUGCGAGAACGGAAUGACUGGGAGAAGCGGAGACGGGUGGUGGUGGUGAAGGGGGGGAAGUUGGUCAAUGUGGUUUUUUGAUUGCAGUACCGUGUAUAUUAGUUGGAGGUGUUCUUCGUAUAGAAUGAUUGUGCGUCGUUUCGUGUCAGUCUGGAUGAGGGGAACUGUCAGUGUCAGACCGUGCCGUGCCACCGUGGAUCUCCCCUCAUACUCGGGGAUGUCGGAGAAUCGGGAAUAGACAGGGUUCCCCGUGAAGCAAGCGUAGGAUACAGUGUACAAAAAUGGAAAAACUACGAUAGACAGAGGUGCCUGAACAUUAGCUAGGAAUAAAUUGCCUGUUCAGUCGGACG